AUGCCGGCGGCUGCGGGCGACGGGCUGCUGAGCGAGCCGCCGGCGGCGGGGUUCGGCGAUGGCGGGGAGCCGCGGAAGCCGCCCCUGGGCUCGGAGGGAAGUUUCCUGGCCGCCUGGAUCAGCGCAGCGGGCGCGCGGGAGCGGCUCCGCGAUUUCCAGCACACCAAGCGCGUCGGCAACUACCUGAUCGGCAGGAAGCUGGGAGAGGGGUCCUUCGCCAAAGUGCGGGAGGGGCUGCAUGUGGUGACCGGCGAGAAGGUGGCAGUGAAAGUUAUUGACAAGAAGAGAGCCAAGAAGGAUACCUACGUCACCAAGAAUCUGAGACGCGAGGGGCAGAUCCAGCAAAUGAUCCGACAUCCCAACAUAGCUCAGCUGCUGGAUAUAUUGGAAACUGAAAACAGCUACUACCUUGUCAUGGAGCUGUGCCCUGGGGGCAAUCUAAUGCACAGGAUCUAUGAGAAAAAAAGACUGGAAGAGCAUGAAGCACGCAAAUAUAUCAGGCAGCUUAUUCUAGCAGUGGAGCAUCUUCAUCGGGCCGGGGUGGUUCACAGAGACUUGAAGAUAGAAAAUCUGUUGCUAGAUGAAGACAACAAUAUCAAGCUUAUUGACUUUGGCUUGAGCAACUGUGCGGGUAUCUUGGGUUACUCUGAUCCAUUCAGCACACAGUGUGGCAGCCCCGCCUAUGCAGCCCCAGAACUUCUUGCAAGGAAAAAAUAUGGUCCCAAAAUAGACGUUUGGUCCAUUGGAGUGAAUAUGUAUGCUAUGUUGACUGGGACUUUACCUUUCACUGUGGAGCCAUUCAGUCUGAGAGCUUUGUACCAGAAAAUGGUAGACAAAGAAAUGAAUCCUUUCCCUGCCCAACUCUCCACAGCGGCCAUAAACCUUCUACAAUCUCUGCUAGAGCCAGAUCCUGCAAAGAGACCAAACAUCCAGCAAGCUUUAGCAAAUCGUUGGCUUAAUGAGAAUUACCCUGGGAAAGCACCGCAUAAUGUCACGUAUCCAAACAGAAUUCACCUAGAAGACCUCAGCCAAAGUGUGCUGCUCCAUAUGACUGAAAAGCUGGGCUACAAGAACAGCGAUGUGAUCAACACUGUCCUCUCUAAUCGGGCAAGCAACACUCUCGCCAUCUACUUUCUACUUAAUAAGAAACUAGAGCGCUAUUUGACAGGCCUGAGAAAGUCAGAUGUCCAUGAUAAUGUUUGCUACAGGAACCAGCUAUACCAGAUAGAAAAAUACAAGGUGAACCAAGAUGCCUAUGAGGACAAAAAGCAAAAAGAACAAGAAAAGAAAGGGGAGCUUCUCCACCGCCCAAUCCCAAAGAAAAUAGAGAAAAAUUCACCUUCUUACAGACAGCCCUCCUCCUGCCUUAUCGCACAGAUACAGAACCCCAAGGCACUGCUGAAAGAGAGAAAAAUCACCAAGACUGGUGUUCCUGAGAAAGAUUCUACCGGUGGUUUAAGCCCUUACCACGAACCCAUGGCAACCAAGACCGGUUGUGUCACUUCCUGUUCUCUGGAAUAUCUUGAAAUCCAGCCACCUCUUCCAAGGACACCUAGACUCCUUAAGAGGCAAGAGUCUCCUCAGCAAGAGUCUGCAAGCAUCAGAAGUCAGACAAAGGAUGCUCCUUUGAUCCUAAAUAUUGUGCAUUCUUUUGAAUCUGUUGAUAGAGAGGACCAAAUAGACCAGAUUUCCCCCUCUCACCAGUAUAGAAUUUUAAGUUCACCAGUGAAUUUUGGUUAUAAAAGCUCAAGUGAAAGGACACUGUCUCCACUUCUUCAGCCUGGAAGCGCAUCUCCUGCCAAAACUCCAGUUCAUGGGACUCAAGUCUCUUUCACAUUUGAAGAAAAGACAAGUCCUUUGAGAGAAGAAGUCAUGUCUCCCACUCAGCCAGCUUCAAAUAAUCUCUCCAAUCCUUUGGGGAGCCCUAACUGUGUUAAAAGCAGAGGCAGAUUCCCCAUGAUGGGGAUUGGACAGAUGUUACGGAAAAGGAAUCAGACCAUGCAGUCAACCACUGACAAGUCGCUGGAAGCAAGAAUGCCUCAGUUGCAGCAAAUGAAUCCAGCACAGAUUUCAUUUAAUGCACCAGAUGCUGUGAACGGCCAGUGUUAA
Molecule: messenger RNA, 2109 nt
Organism: Emys orbicularis (European pond turtle)
Lineage: Eukaryota; Metazoa; Chordata; Testudines; Emydidae
Gene: HUNK
Product: hormonally up-regulated Neu-associated kinase
Exons: 10
Coding region: 1-2109 (702 amino acids)
Biological process (GO): protein phosphorylation; intracellular signal transduction
Cellular component (GO): cytoplasm
Molecular function (GO): ATP binding; protein serine/threonine kinase activity
Source: RefSeq, a predicted model, not a curated record